GACGAACUUACUUCGAUACCGGAUGAACCAGUGCCUAGCGAAGACGAUAAUUUCGAGCUGGAAAAUGACAAAUAUCUGGCUAGUCUUGAUGAAGGGAAGAUCAAUGAACUCAAGAUGGAAAUCGCUGAGAAAAUAGACAAAAAUACCAUCGCGUUCUUAAAAGAUCGACACAAGAAGAAGUCGAAGGCAGCAGACUCGAAGCCAAGAGUGUCCAAGUUCAAAGCAUCUCGUGCAACUGCAGUUCCUUUGAAACCACCGUUUGCGGAGGAAUUGAAGGAAUCACAACCAGAAGCCCCACCACCACCCCCUGUUGUGCAGGAUAUGCUUGACCAGCUUGAGGUUUUGGAAGAGUUUGCCGAUCGAAGCGAUCAAGAAAAAUACAAUAGGCUUGCGACUGAUGCCUUCCAACUAGACUUUACUACGAAAUGCUUGCGUAGUGUUGCUCCUCGUCAACAAAAGAAUGCCGUGAAAUUAUUUGACAGUUGCAAAAUAGCUACAACAAGCCGUGCAGACCCUCUCCUGGAACUUGCGCGAUCACGAAUCGACAACAUCAAGGAGCUUUAUCUCGAAGAAGUCGAAGUUUGUGCAGAUGAUACAGAUAUUGUUCGCCUUGCCCUAUUAUGGACCCUUCUAUUGCAUGACGAAAGGCUAACAGCUUUUCUGGCGUUUGCAGAGCCUAAUGACGUUUACGUUCGUUUAGCGGAAGUUUUAUUGAUCGGUCCGGAAGUAUUGGCCGAUGAUGUGAUCGCGUCGUGCUAUUCGCGUAUUCUAAGUGGUUAUGUUCAAAAGGCGGCGAUCGAAGGUCGUCUUUGCCUUCGGAUGGAUAGUCGUGUCGCUGGUCUGGAUGCGUUCAUGCCUUUCUUUGAAGAUCUGUUGGUGCACUAUGAACAGUACUCUUUGGGCGAUGUCAACUUCGCAAAAACGCUGCUAAUUGGAUCAUAUCUGAACUCAGCUAUCGGGGACAGCAUAGAAUACCGUGCUGCUUUAUGGAGCCCGAAGAGGAACACAGUGAGGCAAAUGACGAUCGGAAUGGGCGAUGCGGAGCAAAUAAUGUCGCAAAUCCGCAGCCUUUCGAAAGAACAAGCUUCUUUAUUAGAAGAGCAGCAUUAUGUUCAGUACACUACCUUACUGGGAGAGUACACUGCUGCUGUACGAGAUGAGAAGGAAGCCGACAUGGAUACCGAAAGAGUGAAAGAGUUCGAUGCGCUGGUGGACAUUAUACGUGGCAGUCUUCAAGGAAAACUCAACGUAUGA
Cooperia oncophora is the source of this 1254-nucleotide messenger RNA. NCBI's taxonomy places the organism in Eukaryota, Metazoa, Nematoda, Chromadorea, Rhabditida, Trichostrongylidae. The record is from the annotation of a GenBank genome assembly.